AUGGAGCGGAGUAUGCUAAACAUAAAAAGAAUAAAUAAAAUAAGGCAUACAAAAAUACGCAACAUCACAAAAGCAACAGACGGUUUAGCACAAGCUCUUGCUUUAAAAUGGAAGUGGGCCGGCCACAUAGCACGCCUGCAAGAUCAAAGGUGGACUAAAAGAGUGACAGAAUGGAGGGGGCCAGUGGGAAAAAGAAAGAAAGGGAGACCUUCCAUCAGAUGGGAGGAUGAAAUCAAACACAUAGCGGGCCCGAACUGGAUACAAACAGCACAAUCCAGAGAAAACUGGCUCAAUUUGGAGGAGGCCUUUACCUGCAGAGGGGUUCUUACAGAAUAA
Messenger RNA from Arctia plantaginis, 336 nucleotides. The record is from the annotation of a GenBank genome assembly. NCBI's taxonomy places the organism in Eukaryota, Metazoa, Arthropoda, Insecta, Lepidoptera, Erebidae.